Molecule: messenger RNA, 4986 nt
Organism: Trichoderma aggressivum f. europaeum
Lineage: Eukaryota; Fungi; Ascomycota; Sordariomycetes; Hypocreales; Hypocreaceae
Exons: 1
Coding region: 1-4986 (1661 amino acids)
Source: RefSeq, a predicted model, not a curated record
AUGGCUGAUCAACUUGACGAAGAGGACUCUUCAAAGAGAGUUCUCGUUGCGAGGAAAAUGCUCAAGACAAUGGGGUUUCACGAAGAGAUGCUUAGAAGUAUCGUCACGUCAUGGCUCGUUCCUCGUUUCAGACCCGAGAUUACCUCCGAGCUGGGUCACAGUCUUACCAGAAUCCAAGACGUUGGGUUCCUGGGGAUAACAAACAACUCCACCGAGGGGCUGAGACCUUACCGAAUGUUCGACAUUGCAGAUCGUAUGCUUGUUGACAACAUUGAUCCAUCAGCGCCAUACUGCAUGGUAUCGCACCGCUGGAAAGAUCCUGAAAUCAACCUCGAUCUACUUCGAAGCGCCAGAGAAUACGUCUCUCAGUCAUAUCCAGUUUGGUACAACUCGGAUCGGAAUGAUGUUGAGAUCAUUAUAAAAUACUGUAAGGAGAAGGUGAAGCAGCAAAGAAAAGAUGUUAACGGUUAUGCCGUGAAGAGCAGACUUGAUGAGAGGCUAUCACAGCAAGGCUGCUAUGUCCUAUCUCUUCUUGGGAUGCACCACCAGAGCAAAAAGAUUCACGCGGAAGUACGUGAAGCGCACAGAAACUUGGAGAGAAUUGUACGAGACCAAAAGGUUGUAGAGAUGGAAAACAGAGUAUACAAGGACCUCAAUAAUAAGGCGAAACAUCCUGAGGAUGGAAUUGCAAAUGGAACAUCGACAGUGGAGGCCUACCAAUACGAACAUACAACCAAUAAUGUUGAUGAGAACCAUGAUGUUAUCAAGGCCGCGUACGACAGAGUAUUUGACACAGAGUGGGAAAGAGACAAGCAAUCGGAGAACAUCAAAUUCGAUGCCCUGAGUCGGGAUCUCCGUGAGUCAGUGGACGGUAUGAUUCGCUGCUUACGUCUUUGGAGAUCUGCCAUCAAAAUCGAGCAGUCCAUUCUGAAAGCUGGAGAGAUUUUCGACCGUGGCCUGCUACCCGGCCAGAAGCAGCAAAAGUCUUAUGUGUGGCUUGAUACCUGCUGCAUAGACAAGAGCAACCAUAACGAGUAUUCUGAGUCAAUGUCACUUAUGGGGGAUUGGUAUGCACAGUCUGCAUUUACCCUGGUGCACUUGGAUACUGGAUUCGAUAAGUCGCCCAAGGGGUCUGAUGCAGAGAUCUAUUGGAAGGAGUUCUUGGGCACAGAUGGCGAUUAUGAGAAGUUGGCUUCACUCCCGGAUCGAGAAUUGGAUCAAGUUCAGAGCUACAGAGAUAUCGACAAUGAGCCGGAAGUUGAGUGGUCCACGAGAGGAUGGACACUGCAGGAGUUGGUCAUGAGUAGAAUGACAUACUUUGUCAAUGCUGACUGGGAGUUCCUACACCGACCUGUUGAAAAUCUAGGGCGCGCGUAUCAUCUCAUACCUUAUAUCGAUGUGUAUACCGAGGCUCUCGACGUCAAACCCACCCCAAACUCAUGGAAGCCAGAAGUCUUAAUGACUGCGCUAUUGAACUCUGGGGCAGUCCUCCAAAGUGACGCGAUGAAGGUGGUUUAUCCUAGGAUUCAGAAGGAAUCGGAGGAUGUGGAGGUCGAUGAUACGCAAUCUUUAAGCAACCGGCUAUUGACCUCGAUUGCGAUGCCAUGGAACUUGAUGGACACCAUGUUUCAUGUCGUCAAACCCGAACCAACCAAAAGCGAAAUAUCGAAGGACAAAUCUUCACGAGACACCUUGCUGCGAGAAAUUUCGGUGCUUUGGGAUCCGGCAUUGGCAACUCGGUUUCCUCAGAUUGAGGCUGACGAAAAGGACAAAGCAAAGCAAAAGCUUUUCAUGGUUCCCGAAAAUGCAUUCCCUCAAACAAGCCCGGAUGCGGAGGAAAGGGUACUACAUGCGCUUUCUAUCAUCAAAGCUCUCGAGUUGAUAGGAUUCUGUUUCCCCAGGGACAUAUCCCGUGAGACUGCCAAAUCAGAAAUGGCACAAGCCGUGUUCUUUGCCGCCGUGGGGCUCAUUGAAUGCUACGACGAAACUCGGCACCCCAUUGUUGUUCAGCGAAUGCUGCAGAGAGAGAUUGGUGGCGGUAAACCAAAUGAAGCCCAGGAAAAAGAACUACUGAGGCUGAAAAGGGAAGCGGAGAAGAGGGUGAAGCUUGAGAUGCGGAAAAAGCUCUUCCAAGAGCUGCUCAAUUCCUUUCCCGAAGCAAAGGAACGCUGCGCCAUCGACGAAAUGAAGAAUACGGAAGAAAAGGAAGAGGCAUUAUCCAAGACUCUUGCUUACAUCUUGCAUGUUGUUGUCGACCUGGUGAAGCCUUUGAUCCAAGAGGACCGACAGUACAUUGCCGACUUUGGCAACAUCACACUACUCGAUUCAUGGAUAGAAGGUACACAGAGAUUUGGUUUCACCACCCAAGAGGUCAUGACUUUGGCAUGCGAGCGAAAGACUACAAAGUCGUUUGAUCGUGCAUAUUCAUUGAUGGGUAUCCUGGGUGUUCGAUUCCCAACCUUUUCCGCAGAGGGAUAUGAGAAAGCACUCUGCCGACUCCUUGAUGAAACAAUCACCAUUCAUAACGACGUGUCGGUGUUCAAUUGGGUGGGAUAUAACAAAGGAAGUUCGAUGCGCGGCCGCUCGAUGUAUCCAUCAACACAGGAAGCAUACAAAUCCAAAGGCGGCAGGCUGCACAGCCGCAAUUCUUUUUCGGAAAUUGAAAAAGACAAGAUGCUGAGGACGACAAAUUCUUAUCAUGCCGUUGUUGCACUUUUGCGCGAUGCAAUCGACUUCCUCAAAAAGAACACUCCACCUAAGCAGGAAGUUGAAUGGAUCCAGGACAUUGCAACAAUCGUCAAGAGCUUCAAAUUGGAUGAGUUGAAAACGCCCCCAGUUGACCAUUCAAAAGUAGAAAAUCUUGGAAGUCAUAUCAGCAUUCACAGUAGAGCCGAAGCGUUACCAUAUGAGAUUGAGAUUAUCAGCAAAUUCAUCGGGUACAUCAUCAAUCCCUCCACUAGGCCAAAGUCUGGCCCGAAUAUCGAACCACAAAUUGUCAUGAUGAGAAAUCUUACGUCCCAGGUUUCUGUCAAUACAGAACUGGAGCAAGUUUAUGACAUACCUGCUCGUGUGUCAACCGACGACACUGAACCAGUUGAGCGACCUGUCUCUCCAAUUACGAACCAAGACUUUGCGCCUGCGGAUGAUGUAUCUGCAGUGGCUCCAACCGAGAUUCCAUCCCCUGAGGCAGGCGUUGAUGAUGAGUCUGCGCCUCUGGGUAGAAAGAGCAGAUUUGUAGAGCAACUCUCUGAAGCAGGCAAAACUCCAGUGGCGUCUGUGGUAGAGUCACAUAACAAGGCGCAGAAUGGAGAUGAGAUUGCAAAUCCUGACGACGAUGUUACUCGAUAUCUCCAAAAUUGGGCUUCGAGAGUCUCCCAAGGAUUCAAAGCAGAUCAGAAUACUCUAAAAGACCUACUACCGGCGAAAAUACAUGGGAUACAAUACAAAAUUGAGGAGCAGCAGCAUCAAGAAAUCUCCACCAACAAAGUGUCAUACUUUGGCUCCUCGAACAUGGUCUCACCACACCCUAUUAUAGUCACCAAUGCAGGCAUUGAGGGUAUAUUCGACGUUCAGCGUGUCAUUAUUACAAUGGCGGACAUUGAUGGCCUUCGACAACAAGUCGAGCAUACGACAAGUACUGAGCAAAUAAUAUCUGGUUACUGCUCAAUCAGUACCGGGUUUGCGCAGGUGAUUGUACGAUUCUCCUGCAAGAGUGGCCUCUUGAGGAAACAGCUCGAGGUCAAUGAUGGAAUCGACUUUGACGUGAUAAAAGAGAAAAGUCCAAGUAAAAAGGAAGAUAAAAAGCGGGAGCAUAAAACGACUGCCAAAGUGCUUUGGAAUAAAUUGAAGAGAGAUAAAAAGGACAAGGACGACAAGGAUGGAGAUAAGAAGAAGAAGAAGAAGAAGGGGAAAGAGGAAUCAAAUGAUGGCAUAGAAAGCGACUUGCUUAUGUCGGAGAAUCUAGAUGAUUCUGGCAGCAAGAAUGGGAUUCAGAAUGAGGCAUCGGAAGGCCAACCAAUUCGCGACACGGAUGAAGAGAAGACCAUCAGCCGGAUGAUCAAAUUUAUCCAGGAAGAGGACUUGCGACUUGUGGCAGGUGAAUGGGUGCUUGCGCGAUGCUCAGGCGUAACCGACGCCAACUGGUUUCUCUGUCAUCUCGAGUUGGGCUCGACACAUCCAUUUUACGGAUAUCGCAUCCCAACGAGUGAGAUUGACUUUGAGAAUUGCAUCCCGGAAGACGGGCUGGUGUUGGCGUGGAACACAUACAUGAACCGAAAGAAGGAAGAAAUGUGCAAAAUCUUGACAAUGCUGCUCAAGUCAAAGGAGCGCAAGCUCAAGAGGAGAAAGUUGGUCGGCCGCAUACUACGUGAUCUGGCGCCGGUAGAUGAGAAAGCCGAGCAUGAGCAUGAAGACAUUCAGCGAAGCGUGGUCGACAGGAUUGAUGCCAAUGACGGCGAAAUUGAUAAUACGCAGAAUGAGUAUGACUAUCUGGAUGAGUACCCUCAGGAUAGAAGCGAAGCUGCGAGAGGAUUGCGGCCAAGUUCGGAGCUUCACUCUUACGAUUCCGCGAUGAGCAUGCCACAAGAUGACAUGUGGUCAGCUCCCGUGGAUCCUCAAUCUCAAUUCACAACUUCGAGUUUCGAGACGCCGAGCAUGUUGCCCAACCAGGAACUCCGUCCCGAAGACUCGGUAUCCAAUAUCGGAGAUCAAGACUCGAGGCCGAGUCAACAGCCGCCGACGCUGCGUGGCUCUACAGCAGCCUCAAAAGACGGCGAGGACGACGAUGGAAAAUCGCAUUUUUGGGAUUAUCUGCCAUUCAUUGAAAAAGUUGCCGAGACAAAGGCCAAGCAUUUCGACAAGCAUUUGAGCGCCACGGUGUUGAAGGACACGCCGCCGGUGCUUCGGCAGGCGAUUGAGAAUUUGAAUGACAAUAGGGAUUUCUUGCCGGCCAUGUUUCACUCUGCGAAGAAGGUUCAUAUGUUUUAG